CCACGCGACCUCGUGCCGGAAGUUGACAUACUUGCUGAUCCGAUCCGAUCCGAUGACACGUGAAAGUCACCGGUAGAACAAUUACAGUGUGUCACAGCAGGGUGUAUUUUUAAUUUUCCGAGAUAGGCAAACACAAAUAUGCGUUAAACAUGCUUACGGUGUAUUAUAAAGCAGCUCCGUAUUUAUGGCAGCGAUAGUAGCUAGUUUGUUACGGUGCUAGCUAGCAAACGCGUUCGACAGCUGCCUUUUAAUUACCGUUAACUGCGUUUAUACCAGCAGUUAUCUAGUUAAUUUCCUGAAAAUACAGGCAGCUCUGUAAGAAUCAUUUUCUGUGCAAGCUUUUCCUCCGUCCUCGUCAGUUGAAACAGUGUACAGAUGGCAAGGAGCCUCGGUCGAACAAUCAAGGGCUUUCAACGCCUCGGCUCACACUCUCCCAUACUGACUCAACUCAGCCAUCCGACCAGCGUUUCAGCCAGGACCACCUUUGUACGGACCAUGGUGGCGCUGCCAUCGCCCUUUUCCUCCAAGCCACGGGACUUCAGCUUGCCGAACUCCUCAUGGGGCUCAGAAAUGACGCGGUUGUACGAGCAUUAUAACAGCCAGUGUGAGGUGGAGACAGAGAGAGGUGAGAAACAGGAAGGGCCGUGGAGGAGACUGCCAAGCUACAAUCGCCUCCUCAAGUAUGCUACAGGUGGAGUGUAUCUUAGUAAAAUAAUCCAGUCAAAAGCUCGUCUUUUUACCCGGAACAUCAGAGACCCGGGGGCAGCAUUUGAGUAUGUUUUGUUUGUUAACAGUGAGGAGCAGAAGUGUGUGUGCAUUUUCCAGGCUGGACACCUACUGGAGGGGCCACCAGGACAUGUCCACGGGGGGGCGAUAGCCACUAUGAUUGACACUGUGACAGGUACUCAUGCUGCUCUGCUCUCUGGAGCUGUUAUGACUGCCAACCUCAACAUCAACUACCGCAGCCCCAUCCCACUGGGAAGCACAGUGCUGCUUGAAUCCUCUCUGGAUAAGAAGGAAGGCAGAAAAACAUUUAUUUCAUGUAAAGUGACCAGCACCGAUGGCUCCAGAGUGCACACAGAAACAACAGCACUGUUCCUGUCAAUCAAUGUCAGCCACCUACUACUGGGAGCAUGACGCAAACGCACCAGCCUACGACCUACCCAAGCACUGUCAGCAAGCUGAGGCCACGACGAGUGUGUGCGAAUGUGUGUGUGAGUGUGCCAUUGAUUUGGAGUAUUUUUUGUGGAGUGUGUACUUACUUGCCAGGUGAUUUAAGAGAUAACUUCUCUAAAUAUGACAUUGUUUAACACAAACCUUUUAUCCUAAUAUUCAUGCAUCUCUUAAAUCACCAAUAUGUUAUUUCUAACAAACAGUAUAGUUAAUGAAGUACCUUUACAUCACUACCUCUGCUUAGUGUUACUAACACAUCAACAAUACAUAUCUAAAUUUAUUGAACUAAAUGUUAAGGAAUAUUUAUUGUAACUUUAACAAAAUUGAUGGUUUUAUGGGGUAGGUUUAUUUUGUUUCCUCCAAUAAAGCCUUACCCAUUGGUAUUGUAUAAAA
Siniperca chuatsi (mandarin fish) is the source of this 1566-nucleotide messenger RNA. RefSeq names its product thioesterase superfamily member 4 (gene them4). The transcript has 6 exons. The coding region runs from base 376 to 1137 and encodes 253 amino acids. NCBI's taxonomy places the organism in Eukaryota, Metazoa, Chordata, Actinopteri, Centrarchiformes, Sinipercidae. The record is from RefSeq and is a predicted model, not a curated record.